AUGGAGCAUUGGAGCAAGACUUCUUCAGUGGAGCCCUUACCUCUAGGAGGAUGGAAGAAUAAGCGAAAAAUGGAGGAAAUUGGUGUAACUACCGCUGAUGAAUGCCAUUUUCCUAAUAUCAAAGUUCACGAGGGUCAAAAGAUUUUCCCGGUGGUGCGAGUCCCACAUGGAGUUUUCAGAAGACCAGUUGAUAUUCCAAGUAGUGCCAGCAACCGUGAAGCUUCAGAUCACGUGAAGUCUCCAAGGUUCAUAAGAAACCUGAUUUCUACUCUUGAAAAUGGAGUAAAUCAGAAAGUACCGGCUGAAAAAGCUCGAAGUAUAUCAAGGGCAGAAGCAAAUGUUUCUGGAAGAAUUUUUAAUAGUCAUGAAGAAACUGGAGAUGACCACCAAAGCAUCCAUAAAAGCUUCAUCACAAAUGAUUUUUCCAGGUCAUCCAUGGCGCCCGGCACCUCUACUACGAAAACUGCUCCUGAUCAUGGAAAUAAGUACCCAAAAAAUGUUGUCAAGGCCAGGCAAAAAGUGAUGGAGAUUUUAGAAGAAUUUCGAGCUUAUUGUGACCAUCUAUCGAGGAUGAACAACGACAAGAAGUAUGAUAACAAAAAUCGGGUAUACUCCUUAGCUGCAAGGAUGACCAAAGAGAAAUUUCGUCACUAUCAGGACAGGCCCUUCUUAGGACCAGUUCCUGGUGUGGAAAUUGGAGAUCAAUUCCGCUGCAGGAUGGAGCUUAACGUUGUAGGCCUUCAUCAUCCUUGGCGGGGAGGGAUUGAAUAUAUGAAUGAUGGAGGAAGAACUGUAGCCACCAGUAUUGUGGAUUCUGGGAGUUAUGAAAACUACAAGCCUAAUAAAGAUACGUUGAUAUAUUGUGGUCAAGGAGGGCAUAAUACAAAUGCAAAUGUGGGGCUAGAAAUAGCUGAAGAUCAGAAGCUGGAAGGGGGAAAUUUGGCAUUGUUCAAUAGCAUAAGGACAAAGAAUCCUGUGAGAGUGAUAAGGGGACAUAAGGUAUUAAGGGCCUCUAUGACUUACUUCUAUGAUGGAUUGUACACGGUUGAGAAAAUGUGGGAAGACAAAGGUUUACAAGGGAAGAGGAUUUUCAAGUUCAAGUUAGUGAAAAUGCCAGGACAAGUCAAGCAUCCUUGCUAA
Messenger RNA from Coffea eugenioides, 1140 nucleotides. RefSeq names its product histone-lysine N-methyltransferase, H3 lysine-9 specific SUVH5-like. The record is from RefSeq and is a predicted model, not a curated record. The coding region runs from base 1 to 1140 and encodes 379 amino acids. NCBI's taxonomy places the organism in Eukaryota, Viridiplantae, Streptophyta, Magnoliopsida, Gentianales, Rubiaceae. The transcript has a single exon.